GAUCAUGGGGUUGAUAGCAGCAUUUUCCAGAAUCCUAAAAAGCUUCACCUAACUAUUGGGAUGUUGGUGCUUUUGAGUGAGCAAGAGAUCCAGCAGACAUGUGAGAUGCUACAGCAGUGUAAAGAGGAAUUCAUUGAUGACAUUUCAGGGGGCAAACCCCUGGAAGUAGAGAUGGCAGGGAUAGAAUACAUGAAUGAUGAUCCUGGCAUGGUGGAUGUUCUUUAUGCCAAAGUCCAUAUGAAAGAUGGCUCCAACAGGCUGCAGGAAUUGGUUGAUCGAGUACUGGAACGUUUUCAGGCCUCUGGACUAAUAGUGAAAGAGUGGAAUAGUGUGAAACUCCAUGCUACAGUCAUGAAUACUCUGUUCAGGAAAGACCCCAAUGCUGAAGGCAGGUACAACCUCUACACAGUGGAUGGCAAAUAUAUCUUCAAAGAAAGAGAAUCAUUUGAUGGCCGAAACAUUUUAAAGCUCAUUUUCUGA
Messenger RNA from Odocoileus virginianus texanus, 480 nucleotides. The record is from RefSeq and is a predicted model, not a curated record. Lineage: Eukaryota; Metazoa; Chordata; Mammalia; Artiodactyla; Cervidae.